UCAUUCACACGCACUCAUCCCUUCACUGCUGGACCACUGCUUCUGGGUCGACUAAACUUAAAAAAACAAACAAAAAAAACAUUUUCAUGGCACACUUGAUGCUUUAAAAAACAACAACAACGUCUGUCCAAAAUAUGAAACUCCUCUUUUACUGUAUGAACCAGCAGGAAGCCAGCCAAUCAUCAUCAGCGGUGCAGCGGACGUGGUGGGUUUGCAGUGAGGAUCAUGUGGUGGGCCUGGCCGUUCCUGCCUGUUCUGCUGCUCCUCUCAGAGCUCUCGGUGGUGAGGGUCCAGACAGCACCAUGCCAGACCUGCCGGAAACUCACUGAGAGUUUCAUCAAGGGCUUGGAGAAAACGGCCAACAAGAACUUCGGGGGUGGUAACACUGCUUGGGAAGAAGAGAAGCUGGCAAAGUAUGCACGCAGUGAGACUCGACUGCUGGAGAUAGUCGAAGCUGCUUGUGAGAAAACAGAUUUUGAAUGUAACGGGCUGCUGGAGCAGAUAGAAGACCAGGUGGAGACAUGGUGGUUCCACAGGCAGCAGGAGGCCCCAGACCUGUUUGAGUGGCUGUGCAUCGAGGAGCUGAGACUCUGCUGUCCACCGGGACACUUUGGACCGGACUGCAAAGAGUGUCCGUCAGGCCCUGGCGGUGUGUGCGGAGGUCUGGGCCGCUGUGAGGGGGAGGGCACUCGACUGGGAGAUGGAGAGUGUGUCUGUGAUCCCGGAUACUCAGGCAAUCUGUGCCAGAGCUGCGCUGAUGGCUACUUCAGAGAGAAGAGCUCCAAUGACAGCAAAGGAGCCUGUGCAGCAUGCUACCACUCGUGUAAAAAAUGUGCAGGGCCGCAGGACUACAAAUGCCUUGACUGCAAACCCGGCUGGAUCCUUCAUGACAACAAGUGUGUGGACAUCGACGAGUGUGGCACAGAACUGGCUCGUUGUCCCUCGAACACGUACUGUCACAACACAGAGGGAUCGUAUGAAUGCAGAGGCUGUGACCAGGCAUGUGUGGGAUGUAUGGGCAGUGGUCCUGCCCGCUGCAAGAAAUGUGCACGUGGCUACAGAUUGAAAGGAGCCAAGUGUCUUGAUGUAGAUGAAUGUAAUGAACGUGCCAUCGCGUGUCCGGGACUCAACGAGGCCUGCAUCAAUGAGGAGGGCUCCUUCCACUGUGACUGUGCUGAUGGAUACAUCAGGAGAGACAGCAUCUGUGUCGAGAAUAAGCCCCCUGCCGACCCAGAGAAGGGACUGUUCGAUGACAUGACCGACGACGAGGUUCUCGUUUUGCAGCAGAUGUUCUUCGGUGUUGUGAUCUGUGCCCUGGCCACGCUCGCUGCUAAAGGUGACAUGGUUUUCACGGCCAUUUUCAUCGGAGGCGUGGCUGCCAUGGCAGGAUACUGGUUGACAGAAAAAGGGGACUACAUGCUGGAUGGAUUCCUGAAGGGACGCUAGACUGUCUGUGGCUACGAUUUAAUGAAAGGACCCUGGAACACCAGCCAGUAAAGGUGAAAGAGACUCGACUGGGGCAGGAAACUAUCACGACAACACCUGCCUAUCAGGGAUUUCUUUUGGUUGUGGGAGUUACUUGAAAGGGCUUUGGGGUAAUUUAUGAUUAUGAAUAGGAUAAUGCAGGAAAAAAAGGGAGAACUUUAAGACUAUGGAGCCAUAAAUCUUGAAGAGGAUCUAACAAGGCCACGCUGCACUGAUAUUAAGGAACUAAAUCCCUUUGUUGGGAACAAGGGUGACGUGGAGACCACUACUGAUUGUUAAAACCUAUUAUGCAUUUUGGGUUUUCCAUCUGGCCUCGAUGUUGCUCCACAAAUGAUGUCUUUUUCUUCCACACAAUGGAAACCUCCAGUCACCACGCCCGUCGUUUUUUCACUACGUCAAUGCUGUGAAGCAGAGCUUCUCCCCAUAGUUUGAAGGGUACGUGGGUUUUGACAGUGACUGCUGUGGGCCUGUGGGUUAGAUGAGGAAAUCAGCCCAAAGAGAAAACUCAUUGACACUUGGGUAUUUAUGUUCACAGAAUGUUUUUUUUAUUCCCUAACUUCCUGAAUGAUUCUUUUUUUUAGAACUACUGCAUGAUAACAGGAAUUGAAAUGAAAGGUACAACACCGUAUCUAUUGAUUUGUCUUACUUUGGCAUGGAAGUCUGACUUUUAUCAGCUGCUGGAUCAACCAACAUUACUGCUACUGACCACUUAUUGAAGGAAUGUGCUGUUAUGUAACUACAAGUUCUAAUCGUCACGAUGUAAGCCAUUUUCUGUUGGCCUUAAUUUUGAAAGCAAUAUUUGUUGGAAGGACGUUUAUUAUAUUAAGCUUUUGACAUCUUCUCCGUGUGUUUGUGAGCAUUUUUGAAUGCACUUUUUAAUUUGUUGAGUUUUAAUCGGAGCAGGUAUUGUAGCAUCACGGUAGAAAGCUCCUGAAGCCUCACCUCUUACCCGCCUGUCUAAUUUAUCUUAGGUGGAAAGUUUUCCACACAGGCUUGUGUUCAUUUAGAUGUUUGCUUUAAAAUGAAAGUCUGUCACUCCUCAUGUUUAUUUAUUGAUUUUCCUUUUAGUGAAGCUUCAUCUGCUCUUUACAUAAACAGAAUGAGAA
This is a messenger RNA of Scophthalmus maximus (turbot), 2591 nucleotides long. It is a transcript of the gene creld1b, whose product is annotated as protein disulfide isomerase Creld1. The transcript is spliced from 11 exons. Gene Ontology annotation, molecular function: calcium ion binding. Bases 226 to 1446 code for a protein of 406 amino acids. The record is from RefSeq and is a predicted model, not a curated record. Lineage: Eukaryota; Metazoa; Chordata; Actinopteri; Pleuronectiformes; Scophthalmidae.